This is a messenger RNA of Pseudomyrmex gracilis, 2268 nucleotides long. RefSeq lists its product as uncharacterized. Gene Ontology annotation, cellular component: nucleus. The record is from RefSeq and is a predicted model, not a curated record. Gene Ontology annotation, molecular function: protein binding. Lineage: Eukaryota; Metazoa; Arthropoda; Insecta; Hymenoptera; Formicidae. Gene Ontology annotation, biological process: regulation of mitotic nuclear division; negative regulation of meiotic nuclear division. Bases 707 to 1963 code for a protein of 418 amino acids. The transcript is spliced from 2 exons.
CGUCAAGCGCUCGCGCCAUGAGCGGCGCGACAGCUUCGGUCAACUUCGCGACGCAGGACUCGUGACGCGAUCUGUUUUUCGAUACUUAUCGAUACCGCGAAGUGACAUUCGAUAUCGCGAGGAAAAACUUUCUCGAAGGAACACUCGUGAAAUGUUCGUGUGUAGUGCAAAAAGUCGGUUUUCGCGAGUGCCGUGAAUGAAAAGGAACACGCGAGGAAGGAAACGAUUUUCGUUUGUCGAACGUUUUGUCCGCGUGUUUUCGUCGCGUGUCAAGUAUAUCGCAAACAACAAAAACACGUUCGAGAUUUAGUGAUAGCGGGGAACGGUAGUAAUCGGUUGUGGUUAUUUACGUUGUCGGGUCGACAAAAAGCGGCGUGAGUUUUCGUCCUAUCUUAUCUAUAAGCAGCACGCGCCGAAUACAAUGAGAAGUGAAGUGGCUUAUUAAAACCUUUUUAAGUUAGCGAGAAAACGUAAAUACUGUGUCGGUAAACUCUCGUAGAUAACAACAAAGUGACUUUCACGUGUGACCGAUCGUCUGUUUCAAUCAAAAUAUAUCUGCAACAAAUAUGUUUACCUGAAGGUUACAGAAGCAACAUGUCGCUUUCGUUGCGGAAGAUCGAAAAGGAAACAAGAUAGGGGGGGCUGCAUCGGUAGGUGAGCGCUGAUUUUUUCAGAUAAUCGCUAAAGUAUCACCUUGAGAGACACAAUGGAGGAAGUCGAGAGCAUGCCCGUCGCUCAGACGCCGCACGUCUGUGUGAACUACAGUUUCCAGCUUCAAAACAGCACGGACAGCGGUUACCUGUCCACCCUCACGCCGCACACCAGCAGCAGCUGUGCGCUGACGGUGACCGGCUACAGAACGCGAUCUUCUUCCGGAGCGUUGUCCGCCAAGAAGCACUACAGAUUCCGUCGGGAUCCUAUUCAGUGCGAGAAAUCGCAGAGAGUCGCGCGCCGUUCAAAGUACAGUCAUCUGUUGAACACUUCUGAUUCCGAGACCCACCCCGUUUCCGAGAUCUCGUCCGUCGAACAUGACUCCGUGCUAGAACCCUCAUGUGUGAGUAUCAACCAGAGCCUCGGUCUGGUACACUCCACCCCGAGCUGCGCCAGCAACGAGUGCGACGAGGUUCUCAGGAACAGAAGCGAGAAGAAAUGGAGAGCCCUGGUGCCCGUCACACCCGCGUCCGAGAAUCGGAAGCUGAGCGAGCUGUGCAUCACGGAUCUGGCCGCCACGUCGGAGAUCAAACCGAAGAAGCUGGACUUCAGCUAUCGCGGUCUGUUCGCGACAUUGCGAAGCAACAUCAGAUCCGGUUCGGAUUACGCCGGAAGAGAAAGAGUUGACUUUCUGUCGCUUCUCGGUGAGGAGAGCAACCAUUUGCACGUAGUUUCGAAAAUCCUAGCUUAUCUCGGACCUCAGGACCUGUGCUCCGUUAGCAUGGUGUCCACAGCGUGGAGGAGAAUUUGCGAAAGAGACUCAAUUGCCAAGAAGAGAAAGAUUAGUUAUAUCUUGUGCAAGCAGAACAUCAAGGAGAAUUUGAGGCUGGCGAAAAAGAUGAAGCACGAGGAAGAAUUGCAGACGAGUCCCAAGAGCAGACCCUACGCCAGGAAGGGGUGUCUGUUGGAUGUGCAGAACUUGCUACACGCUCCGAAGCAACUUGCAAACAGCCCGCCCGUGUCGCCGAGCAAAGUCAAGUUUCAUUCCUUCGUCAAGGCUAGUCGUACGCUCGCAAACGGCGAGUACCUGUUGCCAUGUCCGAGAUGCUCGUUUCCAUGUUACGUGGACAGUGAGAAGAACGUGGGCACUUGCUCCAGGCAGGGUUGCUCCAUCGAGUUCUGCGUCUCCUGCUCGUCGAGGCCUCACACGGGUCCGUGCAAAACGCCUCUGCUGGCCACCCCGACGAAACGCAAUAACAGGCGUUUGAUCGUCGGCUCGAGACAGAGCAAACGGAACUUACGGCGACUGUAAAUCGAUUUCCCCUCGAGUCCUUUGUGCCAUGAUUAAGUUCGCGCCAUAAUUGCCAUAUUUUCGAAGCUGUCAUAAUAACGAGGAAAGAAGAUCGAGCUUGCUUGUCGUCGUCCUCGAGCGAAACCCUCGACACAGGGUGCCAUAUUUUCCUUUCUGUUGUUCAUUUGCGUGUGCGUUUUUGUUUGUUUUUUUUAAUUCAAAGUUUCACUCUGAACUUUCGUGAUUGUCAACGGAACGUUCAGUCGUUGUAUUUUAUAUUCCGUACCGGUGUAUAUGCGAAAAAAAAAAAAGACUGUCUGUAAAUG